UGCAUAAGUGGGUUUUGGGUUGCAGUUUGGGCACUCGGUCUCUAAAAGGUUCGCCAUCACUGCCCUAAAGGCUGCCAGCUCAGCGGUCAGUGGGUGGGCUGGCAGCUGAGGAAAGAGGGGAGGGCUAUUUCCCCAUUGUCUGGGUUGCUUGGCAACUGCGUUCCCAUGGAGAUAUUUGUACACUCAAAACCUGGGGACCAAGGGACAGGAGAGCUGACCCUUCAGAAGAGCAGAAAGGGAUGUUGGGCUGGAAACAGUUGAUUGACAGCUUGUGCCUUUCUGACAACGUGAUACUUAUGAACUUUCCUUGGAUUCCAACAAGCAGCUAAAGGAGACUGAGGCUUUCGUAGACAGCAGCAAAAACGUCACUGGAUUUCCCCAAAGCAGCUUCCAAACCUGGCUGAGAAGUGAGCCAACAUGGCCGACGCUAAAACUCUUCUGAGGAACAAGCCUGCCCCACGAUUUCGGAAAUCUUCCUGUGAUGCGAGCAAGAUGACGCCCGAGCAAAAAGCACGCUAUUUGGCCUUUGCCGAUCCAACCAAGCCGGAUGUGAAAACGAUGCUGGCCGCAGCUCUUAUGAAAGAGAGGAAAGCCCUGGACAAUCGGCAAAAGGAACUGGAAGAUAAAAACCUGAUUGGGGUCCUCAAGGCUUCUGAAGCACGGAACCGCCUUCGAAACACAAGGCUCCAGUACCAGAAUUUGCGAGCGCAAGAGAUCAACUUCCUGAUCUCCUUCCAGAGAAACGCAAAAGGUGCGGUGAGGCUGGAAGUCUUCCUCCCCCCCAGGAGAAACAUUGCAAAAUUGUCUGACUGCAUGAACACCCUUCAGCGGAGCCGGAUUGAGGAGAUCCUGGAAGACGAAAGCGGCUUUGGAUGUUAAAAGCAAACGUAACCUUGACAUUUGAGAACAGCAUUGAAAGAGUUUCCCCAAAUAUCUGAACAACAUCUCAAUCCGGGGAGAUAAAAUCCCCCACUUUUGACCCUGAUCUGGUUUCUCCAAAAAAUAAAACUUUGGGCUGUUAGCAUUCCCCCCGCCCCCCACCUAAUCGUUGCUAUAUUUCAGGAGAAAGUGGAAGAAGAAACCAACAAAAGGAAUAUUUUUGAAGUUCAAAGGAGUUUCUUCAUUGUGGUUGCAUUCUUAGCCCAAUAAACAGGGGAACAAUUAUGUGCCAACCCUCUUAUGAGUUUAUUUUUACACUCAUGUCAGGAAUGUUGAGAAAAAUGUUGAGGAAAAAAAACUUGAUUGAUUUAACCCAGUGUACAUUUUGCUGUAAACAUAUGUGCACAAAUAAAUUAAGACUAUUUCAAGUAAAUGAGUUUUCUUGCUAACCUCUGGCUUGCCAGUUACGCUUGGAAAUCAUUGCUAGUCUACGCAAUUUGAGAUGCAAGGAUUGUAUACAAAACAAUAGUGUAAAUCAAUUUGUUAUGUGUUAGUUUCCGGGUUUUGCCGAGUUCUAUUUCCGUUCAAUGUUUCGUAGACAGCAGUUUCAUCCAGACACCAAAGAUCCAUAUAACCCAGAUAACCAAUUAGAUUAACAAUUGCAUUAAUAACCAGAUAGAGAAUUCUAGAUUAUUUUGACUUGUACUGUGUUUCAUUUGUUCUACUAUGUUUCAUUUGUUCUACUGUGGGUUGCUUUGAGCAUUGUAUCUGCUAAGGAAGCAUGUAAAUAAAAUGAUUUAGCCAUGCCA
Molecule: messenger RNA, 1688 nt
Organism: Crotalus tigris (Tiger rattlesnake)
Lineage: Eukaryota; Metazoa; Chordata; Lepidosauria; Squamata; Viperidae
Gene: LKAAEAR1
Product: LKAAEAR motif containing 1
Exons: 6
Coding region: 418-879 (153 amino acids)
Source: RefSeq, a predicted model, not a curated record